CUAUUUUUUCCCUUUAUUUAGAUAGUAUAUUUAACAAAUGUUGAAAUAGAUAAAAGAGAAAAUAUAAAUGUGAAUGGAAAAGCUUUAAAUUUUAAAUUUAACUUCAAUCCAGUUGAUGAAGCAUGGAAAAGAAAAACAUGUGAAAAUUUGGGAUUUACGUUUAAAGAACAUAAAAAGUUUACUUUUGAUUUAUAUACAAAAGACAGUAUGUAUGAUUUAUAUAAAAUAUUGUCUGAUAUUAUUUGUGGGGACAGACAAUUUAAUAUAAAAUUACAAAAAGAAAUUUGUUUGAGCAUAAAAUCUAAUGAUUACAUCAAAAAAAUUUUUUCUAAUGAAGAAUCCUUACAUAAUUAUUUAAAAUUCUUCGUAAGAUUUGAAAAUCGAGUUGAUCCCGUGAACGGUAAUGUAGUUGAAGAAUGUCCAAUUUGCUUUAAAGAAUCCUAUAUCCCUAUGGUUUUGAAUAAUUGUCGCCACUCUUUCUGUUAUUACUGUGUUGAAAAUCUUUUACUAGAUGAAAAAAAUAUAUGUCCACUUUGUAGAGAAACGUUUAAUUAUUACUUGGAUAAGGACAAAGCAGGACCACAUCUAAGGGGUAACAGUGUGCUGAUACCCAUUAUUAUUUUUUUUAAAACGAUCGGCAUUAUUGUGGGCCGUCCUAGAACUGCCGUUAAACAUUACUUCAGGGCGGUUUACGACGUCUUUACUAUUCACAUCAACACGUUGUGAAUCAGCCCGAAAUUUAUAAAGAGAUGAUUCACAACGUGGUAUGGCCUCCUCCGUUAAAAUUCGAGGGUUGGUAAAAAACUCACAAUAUACAAAAAACACAUAACACAAGGAGUCUGCCUUAGGAUCUCGUGCGAACUGCGCGCUCAGCGCAGCCACCGCCUGAAUUCAGCAGGAGAGGAGUGGAUUUAGCAAAAGCGAUUGCAUAAAUUGCAGUAAGAACGAAUAACCUAUAGUAAAAAAAUAACCUGAAUUGUAAAAAAUGUUUAAUGUGCAUCACUUGUUUAAAAAUUUAAUUUAAAUUUACAUUUUUUCAAUUACGACCCACUGUUAAAGCAUUUAUUUUAA
This is a messenger RNA of Daktulosphaira vitifoliae (grape phylloxera), 1071 nucleotides long. RefSeq lists its product as uncharacterized. Gene Ontology annotation, molecular function: poly-ADP-D-ribose binding; ubiquitin protein ligase activity. Lineage: Eukaryota; Metazoa; Arthropoda; Insecta; Hemiptera; Phylloxeridae. Bases 208 to 726 code for a protein of 172 amino acids. Gene Ontology annotation, cellular component: cytoplasm; nucleus. The transcript has 5 exons. Gene Ontology annotation, biological process: ubiquitin-dependent protein catabolic process; Wnt signaling pathway. The record is from RefSeq and is a predicted model, not a curated record.